Molecule: messenger RNA, 1782 nt
Organism: Lodderomyces oxycetoniae
Lineage: Eukaryota; Fungi; Ascomycota; Pichiomycetes; Serinales; Debaryomycetaceae
Gene: PUT2
Product: 1-pyrroline-5-carboxylate dehydrogenase
Exons: 1
Coding region: 1-1782 (593 amino acids)
Cellular component (GO): mitochondrial matrix
Molecular function (GO): L-glutamate gamma-semialdehyde dehydrogenase (NAD+) activity
Source: RefSeq, a predicted model, not a curated record
AUGUUGAAGUUGACACAAGCAGCUAGAGCAGCUAGAGCAGCCUCAGGAGGCCGCAGGAUGGUACAAUUCGCAGUUGAAACACGGGUGUCGCAGUUGGUGGUUGCCGGUAGAUUUGUAAGACACGUGUCGCAAUUAGCGCAUGUCAAAGCACCACCAUUUCUCCAAAAUGAAGCAGUCAAGAAUUUCGGGUUCAAUGAUGUUAAAGACUGGGACUUGCUAAAAGCUUCAUUGACCAAAUUCACCGAUGAAAGUACGUUGCAGGUGCCUAUAGUUAUUGGCGGCAAGAAAAUCUAUAGGGAGAAAACAAAGCCUCAAGUGAACCCUGCCAAUCACUCGCAGAUUUUGGCCGAUGUGUCGCAAGUGACCACCGAGGAUGUUCAAGCAGCAAUUGAUGCUGCCAAAGCAGCUAAAACAAAAUGGUUACAAACCUCGUGGACCGAUAGAGCAGCGAUUUUCUUGAAAGCUGCCGAUUUGAUCUCAACAAAGUACAGAUACGAUAUGUUGGCGGCAACAAUGUUGGGUCAGGGUAAAAACGUAUAUCAAGCCGAGAUUGAUUGUGUUGCUGAGUUGAUCGAUUUCUUCAAAUUCAAUGUGAAAUACGCUGAGGAAUUGUAUGGCCAACAACCAGUUCAGACAUCACCAGGUGUUUGGAACCGCGCAGAGUAUAGACCAUUGGAAGGUUUUGUUUAUGCUGUAACUCCAUUCAAUUUCACCGCUAUUGCUGCUAAUUUGGUAGGAGCUCCGGCAUUGAUGGGUAACACCGUUGUUUGGAAACCUUCAGCCACCGCUGCAUUAUCCAAUUAUUUAUUAUUGACGGUUUUGGAAGAAGCUGGUUUACCUGCAGGAGUUAUCAAUUUUAUUCCUGGGGACCCUGUUGCAGUUAGUGAUAUAGUCAUUAAUGAUGGGGAUUUCGCUGCGUUACACUUCACAGGAUCUACUGAUGUUUUCAAGAAGUUGUACCACAACAUCAGCACUAAUGUAGCCCAGGACAAGUAUAGGGAUUUCCCAAGAAUUGUUGGUGAAACCGGUGGUAAGAAUUUCCAUUUGAUUCACCCUAGUGCUUCAUUAAAUCACUCGGUAUUAUCUACCUUGAGAGGUGCUUUUGAAUAUCAGGGUCAGAAAUGUUCAGCAACUUCUAGAUUAUAUGUUCCAGAAUCACUUUGGCCUGAAUUCAAGAAUAUAUUGUGUGGUCAAAUGUCCCAAAUUAGUAUUGGAGAUACUUCUAACUCAACAACGCUCAAUUCGUUCAUGGGUCCUGUUAUCCAUGAACAGUCGUUCAACAAAUUGGCCAAAGCUAUAGAUGAUGCUAAGCAGGAUCCAGAAUUGGAAAUAGUUAGUGGAGGAUCAUACGACUCAAGCAAGGGGUUCUAUGUCCAGCCAACAUUGAUCAAGACAAGCAAUUUGAACCAUGAGUAUUUAUCAAGGGAAUUUUUCGGGCCAAUAUUAACGGCAUAUGUAUAUCCGGAUGGAGAGUUUAGCAAGGUUAUCGAAUCCAUAGAUUCAGUAAGCAAAUAUGGAUUGACAGGAUCAAUUUUUGCUAGAGAUCGUGAAGCUAUUAGAUUAGCAGAAGAGAAGUUGAGAUAUGCUGCUGGUAAUUUCUAUAUCAAUGAUAAAUCCACCGGAGCAGUUGUUGGCCAACAAUGGUUUGGAGGUGCAAGAGCUUCGGGUACAAAUGAUAAAGCUGGUAGUGGCAACAUUUUAACGAGAUUUGUUUCGAUAAGAAACAUAAAGGAAAACUUUUACGAACUUUCUGGUUUCAAAUACCCUUCAAAUUAUCAGUGA